Molecule: messenger RNA, 2848 nt
Organism: Drosophila novamexicana
Lineage: Eukaryota; Metazoa; Arthropoda; Insecta; Diptera; Drosophilidae
Product: CDK5 and ABL1 enzyme substrate 2
Exons: 8
Coding region: 283-2421 (712 amino acids)
Biological process (GO): regulation of cell cycle
Source: RefSeq, a predicted model, not a curated record
AAUACACGAAACUAAAAUAUAUAAAAAAAACUGUAACAAAUUUGUGUGUGUGUGUGUUUCGGGUCUUUUGGGCAGUGCAAUAAACAUCAACGGGAAGUAUUAAGCUGGAAAGUUCUGUAACUUUUUGACCACAUUCCUCCACAUAACGUAUACCGUAACAUAGGUCGCGCACUCUCGUCCUCUGACUCUCUCUCUGUCUCGCUCACACAUACUCACUCAGUCAACUUGUCGUUUUCCAACACUCGAUUGCAUUUGUCAAGUGUGAUAACGGUUAGGCGCCUAAUGGCAAGUUCGCUCAACAAGACGAGACACAGGCGCAGAUUGGCUGCGAUCUCGUUUCUAUCGAAUAUCUCAUUAGAUGGCACACACCGGGACACAAAAUUUGGCGCAACAUUCGGCAGCAGCGUCUGCACGCAACAGCAGCAGCAGAAGCAUUACAACAACAACAACAGCAAAGGCAACGCAACGGCAGCGUUGGGACUCGGCGCCGGCGGCUAUCAUCAGCAUUAUCAACGAAAUCAUCAGCAGCGCAGCAGCCAACCACAGCAGCAGCAACAACAACAACAGCAGCAGCAGCAACAACAACACCAACAACAACAACAAAAUCACCAACAACACCAGCAGCAGAAUGGUAAGUGCGGCGGCAACGCAGCUGCGCUGCUACUCUGCAGCGCCGAUGUGCACAUGGGCAGCGGCAGCGAUGCCGGCGCCGGCCUUUGCGGACUGGAUGACUGCGCUUCCGCAGGAGUGGGCGGUGGCAGCGAUGGUGAUGGUUUUAGUGAAACUGAAAAUAUGGGUCAAUACCUGAUGAAUGUGAGCGGACUGCCCUCCCAGGCUGAGAGACGCAACAUAAAGCGGCCCACCUCCUGUGGCCGCCAGCAACAGCAGCACCAGCACCACCACCAGGCACCGGCCCCUGUCAACAAUAAGCAGCGGCAGCAGCGUGGCGGCAGCGGCGGUUCCGGUGCCGAAAGCGGCAGCGAUUCGGACAGCGUCAAGAUACCACUAAAGGUCUCCAAUUUGGGCAGCGGCCUUAAACUACUGCCACUAAGGGAACGAACCUUUAGCAAUGGUGCCAGUGAGCAGAGCCUGCAGCCGGAGAGACGAGCGCGUCUAAAUACGGCGCCUGGCAUGCGAGGAGCGGCGGCGGCGGCGGCGGCGGCCAGCAAUGCGAGCUUCAUUGGAACUGGCGGCCUGAGGCGCAACUACAACAUUCGCAGCGGAUCGAGUGCCAGUCACAUAACGGAUGACAGCAGCACGGAGAGCUUGGCGCCGGCUGGCAACUUUGCGGGCAGUUUCCGCAACAGUCUCAGCAAAUCCGUGCAAAUUACCGACGGCCGCAAAGACCCGGGUCCGGGCCUGGGACAACGUGGUGAGCGCAUGGUGUUGCUAUCACGGAACGUGCCAUUUGUUAUAUUCUCGGCGUUUCCGUACCACAAAGGCAAGAACGGACGAGCUGAGUUCCGCAAGGAGGAUCGUCGGCGUCGCAAUACAUCCACUUCACGCCCCUUGAGCUCUAUCAACGAUGCACCCUUUGAUCCCUUCGAUUUACUUGGCAUACAGAAAGCUGAAAGCGGACAGGACAUUUCGUACGGACAUUUACUUAUACCAUCCCGACAGUACGAGAAGGAGCGCAAGAAGCACGGCAAUGCAUCGACUAAUCCCUCAAUUUUCGAUAAUCAAAUGGAGAUAACGAGCACAGCGGCUCUUAGAAAUCAUGGCAUAGCCAGCACAAAAACCAUAACCAAACAUCAAGGCAAAUGGUGCUUCACAUACGAGAACAAUAAUCGCAACAAUGCAGCGAGUCCUACACCCGACCUGAAGCUGGACAUGGACAUGGAGAGCAUUAUACUGAGCGGUGACUCGACGCGUGGUCUGCCGUAUCAACAGUAUUCGGCUAGCAUUUUAGAUGAUCCCGAGCUCAUUGCCGGCAAGCAUCGCACUUUGCUAACGUUUACCUCGUACAUGACUUCCGUAAUUGACUAUGUGCGUCCAUCGGACCUAAAGAAGGAGCUCAAUGACAAAUUCCGGGAGAAGUUUCCUAGCAUACAGCUUACCUUAAGCAAACUGAGAAGCAUCAAGAGGGAAAUGCGUCGCAUUAACAAGCUGGACUCACGCAUCGAUUUGGUGACCAUAUCGCAGGCCUAUGUUUACUUCGAGAAGCUAAUUUUGGCCAAUUUGAUAAACAAGAGCAAUCGCAAGCUUUGCGCCGGCGCCUGCCUGCUGCUUAGUGCCAAAAUGAACGACGUCAAGGGGGAUGCCCUGAAGAGCUUGAUUGAAAAGACAGAGAAUGUGUUUCGCCUGAAUCGCAAGGAGCUCAUCUCCUCGGAGUUCGCCGUGCUCGUCGCCCUCGAGUUCAGUCUGCAUGUGCCAAUGCAUGAGGUGCUGCCGCAUUACCAGCGCUUGCUCUACGAAUCCUAGAAUUGGCCCACGCGCUGCGCCGAAGGACGUCUGACGGCGGCAGCGCAGGCGGCGGUAGCCCUGGCAGCGGCUACCACCCGACAUCAUUUGCGCCGCAAGGGCAGUCGCAAGUAGCACCUGGCAUACCUGUGGCAUACUUUCCGGCUGGCCGCGAGCGUGCUAGUACUUAUAUUGCAUAUUUUCUUGGAGGUGGGAAUUUUUAUAUAUCUAUGCGAAACAAUUAUUUAAGUAGCAGUUAAGUUUUGCUAAAGCAAAAUAAUGGACAAAAGAUAGGCAAUGGUAAAAAAAAUACUUAAAACAUAUAAUCCCCCCUAGACCUCUCCGGUAGUAGGCGCUUCCAUACACAAAAUAGCUGUUAAGUGUUUUUCUUUUAGCAAGUUAUUAAUUUUUUUAUUUAACGUUUUGUUAUAGAUCAAGCAUACUGAAU